GGGACAGCUGACCCAGAACCCACAGCAGUUGUUGGCAGUGCAGGCAGCUGCGACAGUAUGAUCAGCAACAACUCCGGCUCAUCUGAAAUGCCCCAGCCAGACUGCUUGAGAGAUUGCCGGCAGUAACAUGGAGAUUAGGAAACUUCACAAGAACAUCGUUUUUGCUUAUAAUCCCCUUCUGUGUGAUUGGGCCAGUUCACCAUUUAAACACAGGGGACUACUGCCAGCACAUCUAGUCUGGCAUCCAAUCUUGAGGUAUCUGAUUUUUGUGAGUGACAGUGGCUAUGACUAUCUAUCAGUGGAGGAGAAAGAAUGCCUUAUGUUCCUUGAAGAAACACUAGAUUCUCUGGACGCUGAAGCAGACAGCGGACUUUCUACUGAUGAAGCAGAGACAGUUGAGCCAUCUAAGCAUCCACGGACGUGGCCUACGAGAUACGUUCCCAAAGAGCUGGAUCAUGAAAGUCUUGGAAAGCAUAACAAAAUUGAACCAAAGGGCAAAAAAUAUAUUUCUGGCUGUGUUCCUGUUGUCAUCCCAAGUCCAGGCCACCACAGCUUUCCAAGGAACAUCAAUGUAAAAAAUGCCCCCCAAACACCCAAAGUUUCCCUUGCUGAAGCAAUUAACUCUAAUGCUGACGAUCCAAAAGCUUUUCCUCAGAUAUGCCUGAGUUCAUGUGGGUCUUCUAAGGAUGAGAUUGUGGACAUGCCAAAUGACCAAUCCAAGAUGAGUACCCAGUUAAGAGCCUCUGAUUUGGAAUCUGUUGUAAUUCCACCCCCGGAACCUUUCCAGGACCAGAAAAGGAGCCAUCCCAGGAGUUGGCAAGAGGCAUCACUACUUAAUAAAGAUGCAGAAAGUGGGACACCUUCACACUCUGAAGUUAAGAGGAAUGCUGGCCCAGUGGAUGGAUCUGAGACUGCAGCUGCCCAACAGGAACUUUCACCAGAGAAGGUGGAGGCAGCAACUGGGAAAGAAGCCAUUCUGAAACCUGUCUCUCCUAAAAGUUACAAGAAGAGUUCUGACCAAAUUACUAGUGCUCAAGAAAACUAUCAAAAACCUUCACUGGAAGAAUCUCUCCUAGAUUCCAACUUCAAGCAAGGCCCUCCCACCGCCCCAAAGCCCAGGAAACUGCCACCAAAUAUUAUACUUAAAACCAGCAGAAGUAAUGUUGUGUCACUUGCCAUAGAUCCCAGUCACAAGAUAAAAGUGCUGGCUCCAUCAGAUGGUAGACCCAGAGCUGCAACUGGUGAUUUUUCCAUGGAAAAAGUACAUUCUCUCCAGAAAGAACAGGGAAGAGCCAGGAGAGAAGCUCUUGAGAAACUAGGUCUCCCACUAGAUCAAGAAAAAGAUCCAGAUCAUGUGACCAAAACUGCAACUUACUUGAAACCAAGAGAGGCUCCCAGGACAAACAGUAGAGAGAAUGUUAAUGUGGACAAUGUCACUUCUAAUGAGAAAUCUGAUCAGCAGCAUGUCCGGGUUGUUUGGAAAGAAAGCUGCCCAAUGGAUAUUGACAUUUCAGGUGUCAAGCAGGUGAAUUUCAAAUCCAAAACACUGGAGCGUUCAGGUGUGGGUUUGAGCAGCUGCAUCUCCUCUGGUAGUGAGGACCAGAAUAUUAAGAACAGUAGUUCACUUGGCAAGAUGUCCUUUUUUGACAAGAUCACUCCAAACUUUCUCCGGAGUAGUCGGCCACGCCCAGCUUCCCUUGGCAUGGCGAAAGACUUUGUUGAUCUAAAGGAAAACAGAAUGCAUAAAGAUGAGCUGGAUAAAAGUGACAAGCGAAGAUCAUAUCCACUUCAGCAUCCCUCUAAGCUGCCAAGGCCACCUUGUGUCAGUGUAAAGAUCACUCCCAAGGGGGCCACAGAGGAACACAGGAGGGAGGCUUUGAAAAAACUUGGUCUGUUAAAGGAGUAAGCCAAAUAGCUGGAAUAAUACAAAAACUGUUCAGUUGUGGAUAGUGAAUUUGCUUGCUUGCUUCUUCAGCUAUAAUGGAAGGAAUUACAGUAUAGGUUGAGAGUACGAAGGUUUUGUCCAAUGUAUGCACGUGCUUGAUAAGAUAACCAGCACUGCCUUCAUCUGUCUGCAUGUGAACUAGCAUCUCACUCAGACUUUACUUUUAUCUUUACUUUUGUAGAGGUGGAUUAAAUCUGCCAUUUAGAUUCCACUUUACAUCAGAUAGAAAUGCUACCACCUGUAUAGGAUCUCUGUGUGCUGUAUAUAGUGUAUAAAGAUAUCACUAUGUAAUGUAUGUAUAACUGUGUAAGGUAUUUAAUAAGUAUAUGAUUAACUGGAAAGGGAAAAUAUCAGAUCUAGGUUGUAAUUGCUAUUUCAAACUAUGGACUCUGCACAUACACAGAGCCUUGUAUCAUGACGGCAGCCAUGUGGCUAGAUGUCUUUAGUUAAGACUGAGUUGCAGUAAUGGUUUUUUUGUUCCUUUUUAAACCUCUGGGCCUGAUAAUCUGGCGUGUAUAGUGUAGCUGGUGAAACCAGCAAGCGUGUUAUAUCUACCGAGAUGACCCAUGCACUAGAUACUUAAUACAUUGACAAGAACACAUUGGGUAUGAAUCUUAAGCCUCAGUUAAUGGAAGAUAGAAGUACUUGCCAGUUCACCUCCAACAUUUCUUCAAAAUAGCUGGUUAGAAGUUGAUUAAAAAUAAGCACUACAAUCAGAAUUGAUUUGGCCCACUGUAGUUUGCUGUACUGACUUAUGUAAACGGAUUACUGUUGUAUGAUUAUUUAAGAUCAUGCAAUUUUUUAGAAUGAAAAUUGUGUGUGUUUUAAAAGACGAUUGAGUAAUAAACUAUUUUGUAUAGGGAAAAGUUUGGGUUUUAUUUGAUUAGUAAACAAGUUAGAGAAGUAAAGUGGGGUGGGGAGAACUGGUCUGUGGGAAGCACAAAUAUUAACCAUGAUAACCUUGAGAGUAAGAGUCGUCAUAUCAAAUCACUGUAAUCUCCAAAAAGGUUUGUUACCCAAACCUUACCUGUCGUAUAAUAGCAGUUAAUUUUAAUGUGACGAUGCAUUGAGCUAAAGGUAAACCUACUCUAUUUAGCACCACAGUACUAGAUACUCUAUAGCAGUCAUUCUUUCUUCAAGGGACCCUUUCCCACUAACUCAAAUGCUGAGGAACCUCAGCAUGUCUGGCAUGUUGGAGGGAUACAAGUGGACACUGGACAGAACUGCUGAGAGUUACUGCUGCCCCAGAUGAAUUGAGCAUGCUCACAAACAUAACUGUGUUCUAGGUCACUCAGUUCAUGUGGGCAACAAUGAAGCUAAAAGGCCUUUCCAGUGUCCAACAUGAACUGAGUGCAACUUGGAACGUAACUCAUAUUCUCUUAGGUGCAGGACAUUCGUCAUAAAGGACAGGUUGUCUGUCAUGGAAGCUUGUCUGCCAAUCCUGACUUCUAACUAAAGAUAGCCUGAUAAGAUUCUGAAGGACUUCUGAGUUCUGUGGAACACAGUUUGAAAACCAUUGAUCUCCAGAAACAAGUAAUCCAGUCCCUCUGCAGCAGGUCUCCAAUCUAUGGGGGAAGGAUAAAUUUGACAUAUUUCAGCUAGCUGAACUGCAAGAGUUUUUUUUGGGGGGGGGAGAGGCACAUCAAAGGAGCUUGGGGUAUGAUCAUCCAGUAUAUUAUUAACCCCCCCAAUUAUCCUCUUGUAAAAACUAACUCUACUUCUGCAGGGCCUUAUUUUUCUUCUCGCCCCCCCCCUUUCCUAUUGCAGGAGUUAAACACCUUAAGAGGUUAGAGAGAACAUUAAAAUGUACUUGUACCUUGGCUCAACAGUGUUGUUGUUGGUUAGGUUUGUUAGUCGCUUGUUACCCAAAGGUCUCCAAGAGACUUACAACACUGAUAAAAGUACAAAUGAAUAUAUUGUACAUAAAGACAGACCCCCCCCCACACACACACAUCUAAACAACAACCUCUAUAACAGCCACAGGAAGCUUUGGAACUAAACAUUGCAACACAAUUCUAAUUUGUUGACCAUUAGAAAUGGCCUAAACUCUCAUCCAGGUAUUACUGAGUGCAUGUAAAACACCUAAAUUAUGCAUUUUGCUGACGUUCUACAGGAAGUUGUUUAAACUAUGAAUAGACUGACAGCAUACUGGAACUCUGAAAGUUGUUCUCUGGCUAACAGGCUUAGAGUCUGAUUUGUAGUGUGCAUUUGUUUUACCAGUCCCCCUCCCCCUGGAUUUUGUACUGUAGGCUAGAGGCUCCGUUAGUAGAUUUCUACUCUCCUACAAUUCUUUGUAUUGGUGACAGUACAAGACUAUAUGCAUUUGCUGUCUUCUGAGAGAUAAUUCACACAACUGAGGCAGUGAACCAAAUGUAUGUUCUCAUUAUAUCUCUGAAUUGCAAGUUGGCAAGUCCUUGCUCAUGUUUCAAAUCUACAUUUCAGCACUCAUUCCUUAGUGUUCUUAAUGUCAACUCAACAUUGCUUGUGUACCAAGGAUACUAAAUUUCAUUGAUGUCAAUUUUCAUGGUUGGAUGAGCUUUUGCUGCUUUCCUGGUUUUUUUUAGAGUGCAAAUUUUCUCAUGCCAAUUUAUUUCUGACUUUAAAGGAAAU
Molecule: messenger RNA, 4555 nt
Organism: Rhineura floridana
Lineage: Eukaryota; Metazoa; Chordata; Lepidosauria; Squamata; Rhineuridae
Gene: C6H1orf116
Product: chromosome 6 C1orf116 homolog
Exons: 4
Coding region: 128-1906 (592 amino acids)
Source: RefSeq, a predicted model, not a curated record